AUGGAUGCAACCUUGAAAGAAUUGACUAGUUUAGUAAAAGAAGUCUACCCAGAAGCCAGAAAAAAAGGCACACACUUCAAUUUUGCAAUUGUUUUUACUGAUCUUAAAAGGCCUGGCUAUCGAGUAAAGGAGAUUGGCAGCACCAUGUCUGGGAGAAAGGGGACUGAUGACUCCAUGACCCUGCAGUCACAGAAGUUCCAAAUAGGAGACUAUCUGGACAUAGCGAUCACCCCUCCAAAUCGGGCACCACCUCCUUCAGGGCGCAUGAGACCGUAUUAA
Molecule: messenger RNA, 279 nt
Organism: Rangifer tarandus platyrhynchus (Svalbard reindeer)
Lineage: Eukaryota; Metazoa; Chordata; Mammalia; Artiodactyla; Cervidae
Source: the annotation of a GenBank genome assembly